AUGAAUGAUGUGGAUAAAGUAUCAUUGUCUACAAUAUCAAGUUUCACUUCAGAUCAUCCAUCAAAAAUAAAGGUAUAUUCAUUAUCACCAUUGAAAGAGGAAAUUGAAACAUAUCAUGAAUCAACAUCCAUAUUUUAUAACAAAAAUUUAAAACAGUUUUUUUUAAAGUUUAAAUUUCAAGAAAAGUAUGCAAAAGAUUUAAAAAAAUGGUUGAAAAAAAAUGGCAAAUCUGGUGUGGUAACAAUAAAACUUAACAGUGGUAAUAAAAUUAAAAUUAGUUCAAUGUUGUUAAAAAAACAAUCAAAUCGUUUUGAUCGCUUAAUAAAAAGUUAUACCGAAGAUUUGUUGGUAGAUGGAAGUAAUUUAGAUGAAGUUUCUUUUGAAAAAAUUGUUAAAUUUUUAAAUACAGGAAAAAUGGUUUUUAAUAUAAAUGAACUACCAGAACUUUUAAGAAUAUCAAAUACUUUAGAAAUGUUAAAUAUUGUUACAAUUAUUGAAUCAGCUCUUCUACUUCAUUUUCCUUAUUGUAUUAAUCUUUUAAUUGAUGCACUAAAUAUGUCAUCGAAUCCAUUAACAUUAUUACAAACAUCAAUGAAAUGGCAUAUUUCAAAUGUAGCAAAUUGUUAUUUAACAGAUUUGAUUAUUGAUAAUCAUUUUUAUAAUUUAUCUCCAGCGGCUAUUAUUUCAAUUUUAAGUAAUGAUAAAUUAAAAGUUUCUUCUGAGUUUGAUGUUUUAAAAUUAUGUAUGAUUUAUAUAUUAAAGGGAGAUAAAUUUUUCCACGCUGAUUCAUUAUUUAAUUGUAUUAGAUUUGCUAAUCUUUCAAUUCAAGAGAUUGAGAAUAUGGAAAGUGAAAUAGAAAAAUAUGAUGAAGAAUAUUUAACAGCGAUUUUUAAAAAUUAUACAACUAGGUCAUCUCAAUAUGAUGGAGAAAAUUUAUUUAGAAACUUUAAUUUACUACCUCCGAGAGGGAAUUGUGACGUAAAUAUUUAUGACAAUAUAUCACAAUUGAUUGAUGAAGUUUAUAUAAAAAUAAAAAAUGAAUUUCUAAAAGAAAAAUUAAAUGGUUGUGGAGGAGAUGAUGAUAAUAUAAAUGAAAAAUUCAAGAGUUUUACUCUAUCUUUGAUUGUACCAAAAAAUAAAACAAAAAAAAAUUGA
This is a messenger RNA of Strongyloides ratti, 1155 nucleotides long. RefSeq names its product BTB/POZ fold domain and BTB/Kelch-associated domain-containing protein. The record is from RefSeq and is a predicted model, not a curated record. Lineage: Eukaryota; Metazoa; Nematoda; Chromadorea; Rhabditida; Strongyloididae. Bases 1 to 1155 code for a protein of 384 amino acids. Gene Ontology annotation, molecular function: protein binding. The transcript has a single exon.